This is a messenger RNA of Protopolystoma xenopodis, 294 nucleotides long. The record is from the annotation of a GenBank genome assembly. NCBI's taxonomy places the organism in Eukaryota, Metazoa, Platyhelminthes, Monogenea, Polystomatidea, Polystomatidae.
AUGAUAAGCUGUAACUCUGUGCCUACAAUAGCGCCUCUCACUGACGAUGCCGACUACGAUGCCGGAGAAACGUUAGGGGAUGUACCCAGCCAAUGGUCAAAUGCUGGAAAUAUGAAUACUCUGCAAGAGGACACAGGAUUAGGUACGGUCUACUGGCUAUCCCUGACGCUCGAAACAAGUUGCGAAAACAAGGUGGAAUCGACACGAAAGUUAAUAAUUUUAAAAAUGAAACUUAAUUGUAGAUACGAAGAGAAAGAUGGUUUCGAUGAAUCAUUUGAGAUAACAUUGUUAUAG